UGAAAGUCACUUUCCUUAAACCAUUGUAUUGCUGAUGGCGACUAUUAAAAUACUCCGAUUGCUUCUAUUCUUCUGUAAUAUUGUGAUUAUAGUAACUUCGACUAAUUGGUAUUAUAAAGCAAAAGGUGAUAAGAAAUUUGUAGAACAUAUCGAAUUUACAUCUUAUGUUAUGCAAUCAACAGUGCAAUGUGCCGCAAAGUGUAACGAUUGGGAACCUUGUCGAGAAUUUGGAGUCAGUCCUCUAAUAGAGAAUACUACUGAUACUGAUUAUAACUGUAUGUUGUCUUCCGGUAAUGCUGGAUGUAGAGGAAAUGAAUCGAAUUGGCAAAGUUUUAGAAAAUAUUUUACUGGAGUGGAGAAGUCAAUUGUAGAAGAUACUUGUAAAUUCAUUCUAAAGGAACAAGUAGCAAAGAAUGCAGCAUCCAAAGGAAAAUAUGCAAUAUUUUGUGAUGGGUAUAACAAGGUACCAAAAACUAAAACAUUCUUCUUUGAAAUCAGGUUUCUAAAUUCUGCUUCUCGAAAGGUUGAUGCGUAUAAUUUUGUCACCGUUGGCAAUCAUAAAAUAUAUAAUAUAAGUGCAUCUAGGGAUAAUUUCAAUUUUGAAAAAUCUGACGGAACAAGUAAACUAGUGUGUCCAGAACAAGCUGCCGUCGUGGAAAUCGUAGUAAAUGCUAAAUCGGAAUUUACUAGUAUGGCUUGUAGAUACGUAUUGAAGAAGUAUAUAUUAGGAAAAGAAGUUGAAAUAGAAAUUGUUCAAGAUACAGAUACUGAAGAAUGGAUUGCAAAAUGCCCUAUUUUUCGAAAUGGUAUUCAUGUUUUGAUCGGUUUCCAGUUUCGAAAUUCUGCUUCUAGAAAUAUUGAAGCGUAUAAUUUUGUCAACAUUGGCUCUAAGAAAAUAUUAGAUUUAAAUGCACCUAGAGAUGAUUUUGCUUUUCCCAAAUCUGGGGGGACAAGUAAACUAGUGUGUCCAAAACAAGCUGUCAUCGUGGAAAUCGUAGUAAAUGCUAAAUCGGAAUUUGCUACUAUGUCCUGUAGAUACGUAUUGGAAAAGUAUAAAUUAGGAAAAAAAGUUGAAGUAGAAAUUGUUCAAGAUGAGGUUACUGAAGAAUGGAUUGCAAAAUGCCCUACUUUUCAAAAUGGUAUUCAUGUCUUGGUCGGUUUCCAGUUUGACGGUCAUAUGAUAUCACGUAUUAUAUGUUCUGUUUUAAAACAUAAGUAA
Messenger RNA from Centruroides sculpturatus (bark scorpion), 1219 nucleotides. RefSeq lists its product as uncharacterized. NCBI's taxonomy places the organism in Eukaryota, Metazoa, Arthropoda, Arachnida, Scorpiones, Buthidae. The coding region runs from base 35 to 1219 and encodes 394 amino acids. The transcript is spliced from 6 exons. The record is from RefSeq and is a predicted model, not a curated record.